Funneliformis geosporum is the source of this 1335-nucleotide messenger RNA. The record is from the annotation of a GenBank genome assembly. NCBI's taxonomy places the organism in Eukaryota, Fungi, Glomeromycota, Glomeromycetes, Glomerales, Glomeraceae.
AUGGAAGUUGAAUAUUUCAAUGAGAGUCAUUUCUCUCGUUUUUCUUCGGGAGGUAGGACAAAUAUUUAUGGGUUAUCCGUAUUUACCACACGUUUAGGAAGUGGUUUACCUUAUGAUCGAGAAUUUCCAUCGAACACGUCUAAAUGUUUGUCCCUUGAAAUUCUUACAAAUAAUUUGAGAAAUCGGGAAAAUAAAGAAAGAAUACAUCAACAUUUAUUCGUAAGUUCAUUUUAUGGAGUUACAUGUUUUGUUUCGGCGCAAGGAUAUUGGAAUACGAUCGAUUUACCUCUAGAUAAAGAUAUUGGAGAAAUCAUUUCGAUGGACGUAUUUUCUUCCAUCAAUUCUGAUUUUGUCUUUGCCUUGACAACAGCUCAUUCUGGUCAAAGGAUUAUUCCCGAUGAUGAUUCUCAAAGCCAAUUUUCCCUUCGAAUUUAUUCUUUGAGUGAUUAUGCAUUAACGUUUAUGGAAGACGCAAUUUUCAAGAUUAUCGGAAAUUGUCAAAGUAUUAGAAUUAAUUUCACUCCAACGCAACUUGCUCACACCACAAUAAAUAAAGAGGAUGAAGAUUGUACUGCUUUAAUUUUAUGUGGAAAUGAUGGAGGCGUACAUUUAUAUAUAGAAGAAAAAGGCACUAAAAAAUGGGAAGAAAUAUCUGUACGUCCUUACUUUCCAUUUCUUGCUGGAUUUGCUGAUUCAAAUUCAAAUAUAUUAUCUCUAGAGAUUAAAGAAUUUCAAAACAUCAAAAUUAUAGCAGCGGGAUGUCAAAAUGGUAUGCUGCAUGUAUCAAUUUCGAAGCGUAGUGAGUCGGCGGGUGAUUUUGAACAACAAGAACAAUCAUCGGUUGCACUUUUUAGUCCCAUCACUUCAAUUUCUAUUUUCAAAUCAUCUACAAGUGAAAAAGAAGAAAUUCAUAUGCUUGUUACUUGUGCUGUAGAACAAGCAAUUGUUUAUUGUUAUGUAGAUAAAAAACUAUUAAAACAUCCGUUUUAUUUGAGAGAAUGUUCACAACAUGAUAGUGUUCUGUGUUCUCAUAUAAUGGAUAUAGAUUGGGAUGGUCAAAAUGAAAUUCUUGUUGGAACAUAUGGUAGAGAAUUACUUGUAUACAAACAAGGCAUGAUUACUUUUCAAUUGAUAUGGCAGAGAUCUUUUAUGCACCCUAUUUAUCGAAUUUCUGGCUUGGAUCUGAAUGAAGAUGGUGUUGAAGAACUUAUUGUAGCUACUCAAUAUGGUGUACAUAUUUUGCAGCCAAACUUGCAUAAAGCUAAGGAACAACUCUUUAAAGUAUUAAAUGAAAUCGAUGCCUUAGAUAAGGAAUACAAAGAACUUUGUACUUGA